AUGGUCGGCUUCGACGAACACAUGCUGGACUCUUGGGGUCCAGCAGUUUGGGGAGUCAUCUUCGACCGAUUGCAAAGUGGAAACGUCAAAGGUGGCGCGCUCCAGGUUGCCUGGCCAAGCAACGUCGACAAGCAAACAGCAGCCCAGCAAAUUCAAUGGGCCAUUAAGUUGCCUCUUCCCCAGCUCCCUCAGAAGGCACUUGAAAUGAUAUUUGACAGAAUGGUUGGUUUCUCAGUGGGAGUCCGAUAUAUGGAGGAAAAGAAGAUCCACGCCAUGCAUGGACUUGUAGUACACAAUGGACCACUCAAAUCGAGCGUGGAAAAGUGGUUCAAACGCCCUGGUACCGUUGAAAAAUGGAGGGAACUGAUUCGCUCUUACGAAAAUUAUGAAGAUGCAAUGGCCCAUUUGUCGGAUUGCACUACGUUUCCAAGAGAAACUGACAAUCAUCCAUUCAAGACCCAUCCUGCAUACAAUGCUGCAAUGCAAUGCGCUUCCUGCUUGGAGUUCCUUGUUCACUUCGGGAUCGUCACGCCCAAUGGCUAUGACUUAUCAGGAAGAAACUGGAUUGAGGCGGGAUUGAAUGGUUUCAAUAUGGGUUUGCUCACCUACAUUGUCAGCAAUGCCGAUCCUCAACAUCUCACCAAACCCAGAGAUAUCAGAGAAACUCGCGAGAACCACAUUCUUCUCUCCCUCGUCGGUGUCAGCGCAUUUUCCCAAUUUAUUAUUGCGCUGAACAGGCUACGCCAGGCAAAACUUGUACCGAUCGAGGAACUUCGCACAAUUUUCCACGAAGCAGCCAUGCAUGAGUUCUGCGCUGUCGCACCCGUCGCCGUGGCAGAAACUCUCUACCAACACGGAAUCAACAUCGGCAACGUCGAGCACCAGUACCACGAACUCGGCGGACAGCUAGAAUCUUCCUGGCACAUCGCAGCAGCUUUCAACCCCGCGGGAGCCGACUUCAUGGCCUGGCUCGAGAAAUUCUCCAUGCUCAACGCAGAAGUCCGAAACUCGGAGAACAUGAACCCACUGAUGUACGCCGCAUGCUUCGACGAGCCAGCCGCAAUCGACUGGCUGUGUCAGAAAUGCGAUCCGAUGCAGUCCAGAUUAGCCGGCGGCCCACAAGGGUACGCCCUGAUAUGCGCGGCUCGAAGCUCGUACCCCCGCAGCGGCGAGAUAUUCUCCAUUAUCCUCUCACAUCUACCCUACAAACUAUUCGUCAACGAAUACGGCAAAAUCUUCGGCACAGAAAUUGCCGAAGGGCUAGCAUCGCACAAGCGCAAGCUCGCCUCCAGCCGAAUCUACGAGCCGACGCAGAACGUGAUGGAGCUUCUCGCCAUACGCAAGAUGCAAGCGCUCGUCUGCCGCUUGCCUAAUUCCUGGCCCGGAAGCGAAUGGCACCUGGCACUGGAUGCGUUUAUACGCGAUAACGAUCUGAAUGUCCUCAAACACAGUAUCGGUACAGGGACGCGGCUGCUUCGGAGCUCUUCGCGAGAGAGCUCGCGCACCCGUCGUGGCCCACACUAUCCGAAAAGCCCUCAGUUACGCAGUAUUUCUGAAGCUGAGGCACUGCUUAUGUAUGAGGGUCAUAAUACGGCACAUCCCGCUGACGCGGGGGUUAUUAGGAGGAAUAGGCCGAAAUAUAUUACCGCUCGCAGUGGUGGGAGACAGACUCUUGGCCCUAUCAGGGAUCCUAGUAAUAUGGUCACCAAGAGUGUGCACAGGAAUGGAUCGCGCCGAAGUUGA
Molecule: messenger RNA, 1743 nt
Organism: Penicillium mononematosum
Lineage: Eukaryota; Fungi; Ascomycota; Eurotiomycetes; Eurotiales; Aspergillaceae
Exons: 1
Coding region: 1-1743 (580 amino acids)
Source: RefSeq, a predicted model, not a curated record